Messenger RNA from Drosophila serrata, 1280 nucleotides. Its product is annotated as histidine-rich glycoprotein. Lineage: Eukaryota; Metazoa; Arthropoda; Insecta; Diptera; Drosophilidae. The record is from RefSeq and is a predicted model, not a curated record.
UGGUUCUGCAACAGCAGAUCUAGCCCCGAGAAUAAACUUAUAGCUCGUUGAAAAAACAAAUCUCAUGACUUUGGGGGCCAAUCUUUCACUCACCGAAUAACAAGAAGUUCGAUUGAUUGCGGUAGAGUGUGCGGAGCCAGUGAAGCAGAAAAUUUUUGCGUCAACUCCCGAGGUUUGCUUGCAUCACUUCGCCACAAGACCCGGCAUUCUGUGGUCCACGGAAUAUAUAAAAGCAAUUGCCAGUGCCUGCCGCCCAGUUGACAGGAAAGAAUGCGAGAUGCAUGGUAGUUAUAUCAAGCUGUUGCUGGUCCUGGGACUCCUGCUCUCCUACUCGGCGGCCAAGAAGAAAGAGUCAUCGUCCGAGGAGGAGGAGGAAGGCGGCGACAAGUAUGAAAAAAAAAAAUUUGGUGCCGAGGAACACAAAGGUGAACACGGUCACAAGGAACACAAGGAAUGGGAGGAGGACGAGAAGAAGCACCACGAGCUAGAGGAUCACGAACACCAUCACGGCGACAAGGGGUCAAAGAAGAAAAAGCAUUACGACGAGAAGCACGAGCACGGUGAAAAACACGAGCACGGUGCCCACAAGAAGGGCGGAAAGCAUCGUCACAAAAAGAAACACAAGAAGGGACAUAAGGAGCUGGAGUAUCACAAAAAGUUCAACAAGGAUGAAUACAUUAAGGAGAAGAAGUUCUACGAUGACGAGCACAAGGGUGGUCAUCACAAGAAGUACGGAAAGGAGCACCACCAUCAUGCCGAGGAACACGGCGAGCACAAAAAGGGCGAGAAGCACGAGGGCGGCAAAAAGAAGGGCCACAAGAAGCAUCAUGGUCACUACAAGAAGGGACACCACGACGAGGAUCACAAGAAAUACAAGAAGGGGCACAAGCACGGCGACAGUUACGAAGAAAAGAAGGAGCACGGCGAGAAGGGCUCGAAGAAACAUGGCCAAAAGCACUACAAGAAAAAAGGUGGCAAGCAUUGAGGAUAACCAAACUUAUAGGAACUAUAAUAAAAAAAUUUGUGAUGUGCGAAUUAGUAAUGCUGAAUAAAAAUUGGGUAGAGGUUAAAUAAUUUCCGUUUUAUUCAUUAAUUGAGGUUUUUACGGGACAUGAACUGUAAUAUGUCUAAUAUAUUUUUUUGUUGAACACCGUUUUUUGAGUUGAAACCCAAUGUCACAGCAUAACGUUUUAUUUUAGUUGACUGGCUGCAACUUGAAACUUGAUAUUGAAAGUUCCGGGGUAUUUCAGAACCUAGGGAUAAAAAUCGAGUUAUUAAUA